Ostreobium quekettii is the source of this 1116-nucleotide messenger RNA. The record is from the annotation of a GenBank genome assembly. Lineage: Eukaryota; Viridiplantae; Chlorophyta; Ulvophyceae; Bryopsidales; Ostreobiaceae.
AUGAAAGGCACUUUUGACGUGGGCCAGCCGUUCGACUCUGGGCUCGGAAACCUCGCCAACAACGCUCUUGGGAAAGCACUCGCGAUCCUCAGAAGUGGACCUCCUGGCAUCCGGAUACGAUUGGGGGGAGAUGCUGUAUCGGGUCACUCGCGCAAGGACCCUGAAAAUAACCGAAUGGUGACAUACAGCUACAGGCUGCAGUUGUCGCCCAAGCACGGCUUGAUAACCAAGCUGAAGUUCUACGAGUUUGACGAUCGCUUUACGGUGAUCAGCGAAACAGAAUACGAUGUUGAAGGCUACGCCUUCAUUCACGAUUUCGCCCUCACCAAAAACUACUACGUCAUUCCCCAGAACCCCGUCAGUUUCGACAUUGCCGGAUACGCGUCUGGCCAGAAAUGCGCGAUUCAUUGCGUGAAGUGGCAGCCAUUUCGGCAACUUAAGAUUCAUGCUAUUCCCCGUCCUGUAUCGCCGAAGAGCGCCCAGGUCAUAGAGGUGACUCCUUCUUCAUUCAUAUAUCACUUUGCAAACGGCUUUGAGUCAGAAGAUGAAAACUCCAUCGUAUUGGAUGCACUCAGCUAUCCGCGCUUCCCUGAUUUUGGGUUCUUGCUGGAACCGGGGAAAAAGUACGUGGACAUCGACCCCGAUCAAACGCCCAUUGGAAGACUGCAUCGGAUCACUCUGGGACUCGAUGAUGGCCACGGAAGCGCAACCGCGUACAGCCCCAGGGCGAUGGAGUUCCCGCGCAUAAACCCUUCGGUAACAGGCAGACCCCACCGAUAUGUGUACACAGCGGCGGCGCUCCAUCCCCAUUUCAAUCGACCACCUCAGGCAAUCGCCAAGGUGGAUACGGAAACUGGAACUGCGACUCUAUGGAGCCGAGGCUUUCGCUAUUACACCGCGGAGCCAGCUUUUGUGCCACGGGGCAAGGCCCAAGGACCACCUGCAGGGUCAACAGAUAUUGCCGAGGACGACGGCUGGCUGGUGGCACUCUGCUAUGACGCUGAAAAACAGAGGAGCGAGCUGGUCAUCCUAGACGCUCUUCAGAUCGAAAAUGGCCCAGUGGCAGUUCUGCCUCUGCAGGACAGCAUUCCGCAUGGUACUGGCUCCCUUCAGUGA